UCUGCUCCCGCGCUCUCCCGCAUCCACACUCAACCGCACCCACCCCCAUCAUCUCAUCUCCAUCAAUGGCUACUGCACCGCGGUCCACUACUUCUGAGAAGCCUAAGUCUUCCGCCACGGACAAGCCCAAGUCCACCGCUGAGAAGCCCAAGUCUGCUGCGGCGGACAAGCCCAAGAGGGCCACUAAGGAUCGCGCUACCAAGGAACCUAAGGAGAAGGUUGUGAAGGCAAAGCCUGCUACUGUUAAGAAGCCCAAGGCUGCUGCCGCCGCGAAGAAGACGAAGGCGACUGCUCAGGAUGACGGCAAGUCGCACCCGUCCUGGAAGGACAUGAUCAAGGAGUGCAUCAUUGCCCACAAGGAGGAGGCCCGCUCCGGCGUGUCGCGGUCCACCAUCAAGAAGUUCGUCAGCGAGAAGUACGGUCUCGAUGCGACUUCGGCGGUCAACCUGUCCCACCUCAACCGCGCUAUCACCAACGGAGCUGAGGAGGCGAUCUUCGCUCUUCCCAAGGGCCCCUCCGGCAAGGUCAAGCUCGCUCCGAAGAUCAAGCCGGCCCCCGCGAACGAGAACGACGAGCCCGCCCCGGUGAAGAAGGCAGCUCCUGCGAAGAAGGCUGACGCGCCUAAGAAGGCCCCCGCGAAGCCCGCCGCUGCUGUGAAGAAGGCUCCGGCAAAGACUGCUAAGGCGGCGAAGGCAGCUCCCGCCAAGAAGGUCAGCAGCGCAAAGACCACCGAGAAGAAGAAGACCGCUGCUAAGGCUGCCGCGACAAAGGCCACGAAAGCCAAGACCGCCGCGAAGCCUGCCGCUAAGCCACGAGCGAAGAAGGCGGCUGCAUGAUUCGUUCUCCUUCGCGGUGUUGGUGGUCUAUCUUAUUAUCUGGCUUGUCCCUCUUCAUGUCGUGCAGCGUUCUACGGUCGUCGAUUUGUGUACUAGUAUAUUCCUACGCUACUGUGUUUGUGUCCAUACGUCUCUC
Molecule: messenger RNA, 972 nt
Organism: Trametes versicolor FP-101664 SS1
Lineage: Eukaryota; Fungi; Basidiomycota; Agaricomycetes; Polyporales; Polyporaceae
Exons: 6
Coding region: 66-836 (256 amino acids)
Biological process (GO): nucleosome assembly
Cellular component (GO): nucleosome
Molecular function (GO): structural constituent of chromatin; DNA binding
Source: RefSeq, a predicted model, not a curated record